AUGGGCAGUCGUCGUGAAGGCGGGAAUGCAACCAUUUUGGGAGUCGGCAAAGCUGUUCCAUUGCACGAGUUUCAACAGAAUUCAUUCUCUGAUUACUAUUUUGAGAUUAGCAGAAGCAAUCACAUGGUGGAUUUGAAGGCAAAGUUUGCAAACAUUUGUGAGAAGACCAUGAUCGAGAAGCGACACUUUUACAUGUCCGACGAAAUGUUGAGGGAAAGCCCGUCCAUCACGGCGUACUGCUCCCCUUCCCUCACCCGCCGGCAGGAGCUCGCCGAUGUGGGCGUACCCGAGCUCGGCGUGGAGGCGGCACGCAAGGCCAUGAGUGACUGGGGCAAGGAGGCCUCCGACAUCACCCAUCUCGUGGCCAGCACGUCAAGCAGCGGCUGCAUGCCUGGCGCAGACUGUGUGCUCGCCAGGCUCCUCGGCCUCAGGCCAUCGACCAAGCGCUUUAUGCUGUACCAGACCGGCUGCCACGGUGGCUGCACCGCCCUUCACCUAUCCAAGGACCUUGCGGAGAACAACCCCGGCGCCCGGGUGCUUGUGGUAUGCACCGAGGUGUGCACCCUGUCGCUUCGAGGCCCCUCGGCGUCCCACAUGGGGGACCUCGUCGGCCAGGCCAUCUUGGGUGACGCCGCCGGUGCUGUUGUGGUGGGCUGCAACCCCACCGCCGAAGAGCACGCCAUGUUUGAGCUUGUGAUGGCGUGUCAAGAGACCGUGCCGGGGACGGAGGAGGCCUUGGUGUCCAAGCUCCGGGAGGAAGGGAUAGUGUACACCCUGGACCGAGACAUACCCCGGCAUGUGUCCGGUUCCGUGGAGAGGUUGGUGGAGCUUGUGCUGCAGGAGGCCACGGUGCCCGUUCCAGACUUGAACGAGGAGGUCUUCUGGGUGGUGCAUCCAGGUGGACGGGGCAUACUGGACAGGAUUGAGAGCAAGCUGGGGCUGGGGGAGAAGAAGCUGGCGGCGUCAAGGGCCGUGAUGAGGCAAUAUGGCAACACAAGGUGUUCCUCUGUCAUCCUAGUUUUGGAAGAGAUGCGGCGGAUGUCGGAGCAGCUGGGUCUGCGCACGGUGGGUGAAGGCCUCGACUGGGGACUCCUCGUUGGCUAUGGCCCAGGCAUCACCGUCGAAGCUAUCAUACUCCACGCGCUGCCAAACAAAUUGAAACCAUAG
This is a messenger RNA of Miscanthus lutarioriparius, 1167 nucleotides long. Lineage: Eukaryota; Viridiplantae; Streptophyta; Magnoliopsida; Poales; Poaceae. The record is from the annotation of a GenBank genome assembly.